Molecule: messenger RNA, 2473 nt
Organism: Pyricularia grisea
Lineage: Eukaryota; Fungi; Ascomycota; Sordariomycetes; Magnaporthales; Pyriculariaceae
Exons: 4
Coding region: 836-1639 (267 amino acids)
Biological process (GO): conjugation with cellular fusion
Cellular component (GO): membrane; mating projection tip
Source: RefSeq, a predicted model, not a curated record
GGCAUUUUGGGUACGACAUGCAUCCUUUUUUUUUUUUGACCUGAUUGACCGACUUUUGUUACUCGUACCUUUUCGUUCACUUUACCUCUAGAGAGACACACCGCAUACCAAACUACCAUAUACACCUUACCCGAACUGGCUUUUCUAACCGCCUUUUCUGCCGGACGAUUGUGACUGUCGUUGUGUCGUAGCAAAGAAAGAGCAUCCAUCUCUUUCUCGUCACACACCGCGACACAACAUACACAUACAACCAAAUCCUCUAGCACGGAGAACCUGGCCUGGACUUGGGGUCCAACUUAUCUACUGUGGUUUAAUGCUUAACAGCAAACCAAAGUCAAGUCUUCUCAGCAUUUGAGUUGAAUCCCAUCCAUCCUUUAUUCCUCUCCAAGCAUUCCAAUUCCAAACAAAAGAAAACACUUACUCCUGUCCCUAAUCUUUCUAGACCUGCGCAGAUCUGACACCCUCAGCAUUCCUAUCGCUAGGCAGAUUGAAUCUCGUUUAGACCGGAUUUUCUUUUUCAAGGCACUCAUCCAAAAGCUUUCCAUCCUCGCGCGCGCAUUCCAAUCCGAACCUCCAAGCAUUGCGACGACAAAGACGACGACGAACGACGGUAAAGGACUGGGCUAACCUACUUUGCUUGGCCCAUUCCGACUCAUCAGCCUCGCUCGUACAACAAGAGUGUCUUUUGAGUCGCAUUCCAGCGCCUGGCUGAGCAACCAUUCAACGCCCGACCGUCUCUCCAUUCUAGGAGGACGGGGGAUUCGGGGCUUUUGUCUGACCGUCUUUUAGUCAAGAGCGGCAGGAAACCACCAACCUAGGAGGAAAAAGAGUCGCGAUGGCCGAGGGGAAGUUUGCAGUGGGCUGGUGGCAGUUCGUGCCGUUUCUCGGCUACCACCAUGUUCUUAUGAUUCUGAUAGCAGUUGCCAUCAUAUUGUUAUCACUACUGUUAGCAGGAUGCUCGUCAUCAUCACCACUCAUACCAGACAUCUUCCUGCUAUCUUUAUAUUACCAACAAUAUACAGCGGUGCCCGAUACGUCACAAGUCGACUAUAAUGUCAACCAAGCCAUCAGCAACAUUGUCGGCAACGCACAUCUCCAGGCUCGUGUCGGAUACUUUGGAAUCUGUGUCAACGCUGAUGGUGGCUCGUGGCUGUGCUCCAACAACGCCACCGCACUCGCCCGCGAGAUCUCGGUCGACCAAGAUCCGCUUAACCUGAUCUGGCUGGCAAGCCAGUUUAAAGACAUGAUUGUCUUUCCCUACCUGAUAAUCAUCGCCAUCAUCUUUGCCUUCAUCUGUCUCCUUCUCCUCGCCACCUUCCCCGGCUGGCAUGAGGACACCGACAGCGAAGGCUCGGAGCGUGAGGUCAAGCCGUUUCCCUCGCGGCCGGUGAGCCAAGUCGCGUUGGCCAUCAUCUUCAUCGCGAGUAUCUUUGUCCUGGUCAGUGUCUUGUGGCAGCAUACAGCAUCGGUAGCCGCCAGUGUCAUAGCGCAGGACUUUGGAAAUGGAAGUGUUCUCAGUGGCAUCGGCACCAGCGCCAUGGUAAUGGGUUGGUUCAGUUUCACGCUCCUCAUCAUCGUCACCAUCGGCCUUCUCGUCAUGAUUCUGAGCAUACGCGUGCUCAGUCAACUGGCAGGAUGAGUCCGGUUGAUGACAUGUGAGAAACUAGUGGGGGACCAGAACCACAGUUCGCGUCGCGAAGUGAGCAGGAUGGAAGAUGAUGCGAUUUCACUAGACGACAGACUGGUGGACGAUCACGGUAUGGGAAAGAAAGAGACGGUACCACGGGACAUACAGGAAUUGUGGAGGAUGAGAACGCCGUCAACCAACCCAGCCUCUGGACUCAGAGAUGACGUGAUUAUUUGGCCGGAUAUCCACUGCGACUGGCUGGAAAGCUGCCGGGCCAGCUUUUGUUCCCUUCAGCGAUGACGACUAUAGAUUGACGACGUGACGACGAUGGGAGGGCCAGUUGGGUAUCAGGCGCCGGGUUAUCAUCUCUGGGAGAACUCUUGAUGACAAGAACGCUCAGCAAAUUGAAAAGGGAGGGAAUAUGUUUAUCUGAGUCUGUGGCUUCUUCUCGAGUCCAAGGUAUGGUUUUUUUGUUUUGACGUCGGAUUCACACCCCCCAACGGGGGGAAGAAAAAACAGCGAAUUUUUGUCUCUCUUCUCACUCAAUCACUCUUUAUUGCACCAAGCCCUCUCAAUCGGAGAAAUGUUAAUCAAAUUGCUUAUUUUUCUGUUAUCGGAUCAAUGUUUGGGAAUAUUUUGGGGGAAAAGAUUGUCAUCUGCUUAAGAUUUUUUGUAUUUGUGAAUAUUGGGCGUGAGGGUAGCCAACACAACGUUUUGCCCUCUUGACGCUUUUUUUUUUCAUUUUUUUUUUCAUGUCUUGUUUUAAUCUUAUUUCUCUCUUUUUUUUCAUCCGCCCUCUUUUUGUGUUGUUUUAUGUAGAGUCAAUUACAACCAAUUACAAUCCCA